AUGCUAAGACCUGCAACAUACACGUUCAAACGAAGUUUGGGGACCUAUUCGCUACCCGUGAACAAAACGUUGGAGAUUCUAAAAGCAACAAAUGCAAACUUUGAAGGUCUCUUUUCCCACGACGCCUUGAACCAAUUGUGGUUCAAACAAGGCGCAUCCAUCACUUCAAACUUGAACCAACACUUGACGCAAGCUCAUGAAUUCAAAGAUAAGGAACUCACGCUUGCCGAGCUUAUCCACGCGACGCUGAACAAGCCCGACUUGGUGCACGUCCAGAAGAACGCCGCCAAAUUGCACAACUUGAUUGCAUUUUUCGAAAACUUGCGCCCAUUGACCGGUCCGCAUGACAUAUCUAAACCGGGCCCGGAGCUGUUGUUAUCGACGCCAAGCGACAAGUUCACUAAUGUCCCCACUGAUGAAAACUUGGUCGAUUGGAUCUCGCAUUCGUUUGGCUCGAUGCAAGAGUUUAGAAAUUUGGUGAUUAAUACCGCGCACGCUAUCAAGGGCGAUGGUACCGUUUGGCUCGUGGCUGAAAGCACCGUGAGCCAGACCCAUUUGAACAGGAGCUCCGCUGUGAGUCUGUCUCCUACAUACCACAAUUUGGCGCUUAUCGCGACGUAUAACCAUGGUGUUGUCGAUGACUCGGAACGGUCGGGACAAAUUAGCAGAAUGAAGAAUUUGUUCGACGAAGGUGAUGUUACUAGAGAGGGAGAAGGAAAAGAUGAAGGGGAAGGAAACGGGGAGGAAGAAGGGAAGCAAAGUGCAAAAAAGACACCACCACCACCGCCACCAGUGGAUCUCAAAUUGGGCACUGCUGAACAAGCCGAAUUGGACCACGCCUAUGUAAAUAAAAAAUUGAUCCCGGCUUUGGCGAUUGAUGCAUCGCCAAGAAACUACCUCAUUGAUUACGGCGUUUAUGGCAAACAACAAUAUUUGGAUAACUGUUGGGAGUGUAUUGAUUGGGAUGUCGUUUCUAGAAGAUUGCCACCUAGAACCAAACAGGCAUUUAUCGUGUAA
Molecule: messenger RNA, 1017 nt
Organism: Lodderomyces beijingensis
Lineage: Eukaryota; Fungi; Ascomycota; Pichiomycetes; Serinales; Debaryomycetaceae
Source: the annotation of a GenBank genome assembly